AUGGAAGAACUUUCAUCUGUACUGGUAUUGAUUAGCUAUGCAUCUCUUGUUGAUAGUUCAUCAUCGUCCUCAUCAUCAUCGUCAAAUACAACAGGUGUUCGACCUCAUUUUCCUGUUGUUAAAGUUACAUUUGAUCAUGUUUCAAAUGUAUUUGGUAUAUGUCUUUGGAUUUUACUUGGUAUUUUAGCUAAAAUCGUAUUUCAUUUAUCACAUCGUUUAAUAAAAAAGUUUCCUGAAAAUUGUCUUCUAAUUAUAUUAGGUAUUGUUGUUGGUAUUCUUUUAUAUUUAACACAUCUUGAAGAAGAAAAACGAAUAUAUAUACUUAAUAGUGAUGUAUUUUUUUUAUUUUUAUUACCACCUAUUGUACUUGAAACAGGAUAUUUUUUACCAAAACGAGCUUUUUUUGAUAAUCUUGGAACAAUACUAUUAUUAGCUGUACUUAAUAAACUUUUUAAUACAAUGUGUAUUGGAUUAACAAUAUGGGCAUUUGGAAAAACAACUUUAUAUGGUGGUACAAAAUUUGAAUUACUUGAAUGUCUUCUUUUUGCUUCAUUUAUUACAGCUGUUGAUCCAAUAGCUGUAUUAGCAACAUUUGUAGAAAUUCGUGUUAAUGAUACAUUAUAUAUUGUUGUCUUUGGAGAAUCACUUCUCAAUGAUGCUGUUUCAAUUGUACUCUAUCGAAUGUUCGAAAGUUUUUUAACUAUUGGUCAAAAUAAUUUAAUUCCGAAGGAUUUUUUUCUUGGUUUUGUAUCUUUUUUUGUUGUAACUAUUGGUGGUAUUCUUGUUGGUAUUGUAUUUGGUUUCAUGGCUGUUUUUAUGACAAAAUUUACCGAACGAACACCAGUACUCGAACCAUUAGUUGUAUUUAUCUAUGCUUAUAUUGCUUAUAUCAUUGCUGAAAUGACUGGAUUAUCUGGAAUUCUAGCAAUUACAAUAUGUGGGAUGAUGAUGAAACAAUAUGUUGAAUAUAAUAUAACAAAAAAAUCUAUGGCAACUAUUGAAUAUGUUCUUAAAAUGGCUUCAAGUAUAAUGGAGACAAUUAUUUUUAUGUUUAUGGGGUUAACUACAGUAUCCGAACAACAAAUAUGGAAUACAGGUUUUGUUAUUGUCACUCUUCUAUCAUGUCUUAUAUAUCGAGCUAUUGGUGUUGCGUUAUUUGCUAAUCUAGCUAAUAUUCGUCGUCUACUUGAAUUAACUCGUAUUGAUAUGUUAAUUAUGUCUUACGGUGGUCUUCGUGGUGCACUUGCAUUUGCACUAGCACUUGUAUUAGAUGAAAAUUUAGCACCAAGAAAAAAAGAAUUUAUAACAGCAUCUACUGUUGUUGUUCUAUUUACUGUUUUUAUACAAGGUACAACAUUAGGUCCAUUAGUUAAAUUACUUAAUGUAAGACGAAAACAAAUUGAAGAACCAACAAUGAGUGCAACAUUAACAAAUCGUAUGAUGGAUCAUGUUAUGACUUGUCUUGAAGAUAUGGUAGGUGUAACUGGUGCUAAUUCUCUUCGUAAUAAAUAUAAUAAAUUUGAUCAUAAUUAUAUGAAAAAAUGGUUAUUACGUGAUCAACCACAAGAAAAACUUGAUUUACGUUUAUGGCAAACAUUUCGUAAUAUUGAUUUACAAACAGCUAUUAAAUUACAUGAAGGAAAUCCAGGUAUAAAACAAAUAAUAACAUCACAUUCACCUAAAUCACAAACAUUACUUGCUGUUGUUAAUCCUUCGACUACUAAUAGUCGAAACGAAAGCAUUGUAUCGAACAUUAUAACUAUACCUGAUGAUAUUAUUAUAAUACCAUCAAUAGAUAAUGAAUUGGUAUCAUUAACAAAAUCGGAUGAUAUAAAAGAUUUACUUCAUGCUAAGAUGCAUGAUACACAUCGACAAGCAAGUAUUUAUGCACGAAGUCAAGAAGAAGUAGAAAAUUAUGACGAUCUUGAUUCAACUAUAAUUCAUAUCUUACAACCAUCAACAAUAAUUGAGUCAUCGAAUCAAAUAUUAGAACAAUCAAUGGAUAACAUACCAAGACAAAGAAAAAAACAUAGUGAUCCAACAACAAUAAAUCAAUCAUCAUCGAAAGAUAUAGACACAUGUCGCUUUUAA
Messenger RNA from Rotaria sp. Silwood1, 2091 nucleotides. The record is from the annotation of a GenBank genome assembly. Lineage: Eukaryota; Metazoa; Rotifera; Eurotatoria; Philodinida; Philodinidae.